AUGUCGCCCUCUUUUGACUCAACCACUGUCACCUCAUCUCAGACUCAACGUUUGUCAGUCGUUGUGACCGGCGGCGCAAGUGGCAUUGGUUUGGCUAUAACCCGUCACUUCGCUUCCCAGGGUCACAUGGUGGCCGUGCUCGACGUAAGCUCAAAGACAGGCCCUGAUGUUGUUGCGGAAGUGUCAAAGCAGUACCCCCAAGCGAAGCUGAGUUUCAAAUGGUGCGAUGUAUCAUCUUGGGAAGGGCAGUACGCAGUCUUCGAACAAGUGUAUCGUGAGCACGAGACUCGAAUCGACAUUGUCAUUGCCAAUGCGGGAAUUUCUGAUCCUAUAGUCGGAGCCCUCGAUUGCACUCCGACAGAGUUUCCCCGGAAGCCGAACCUGAGGAUGCAAGAUAUCAAUCUGAAUGGAGUAAUUUACAGUGUUGGGCUUGCCGUGCAUUAUAUGCUCAAGAACAAGGUUGGAAGUCGUCUCCCAAAUUCGAGAGGCUCCAUCGUUUGCACAUCAUCAUCCGCAGCCAUCUAUCCGUUCCCAGUUUCACCACUCUAUUCCGCAUCCAAGGCCGGCAUUAUAGGAUUGGUUCGUUCGAUGGCUGUCAGGCUUGAAGAACGAAAGAUCCAAAUUAACGCUCUUGCACCUGGAGUAUUGGAAACAAAUAUCACUCCGGAUAAGGAACUCUUUAAGGCAAUGAUAAUCACACCAAUCUCAACCUUGACAAGAGCUGUUUCGCAAUUUGUGACAGACCCUUCCAGGACUGGUCAGGUGGCUGAACUGAACGAGGAAACCAUUACACUGAGACCCCAUGCGGAUUAUGCUGAUGCUGGGGCGGAGCAUAAUAACAAGAUGUUUUACAAAUUAGGUCAUGCUUGA
This is a messenger RNA of Fusarium odoratissimum NRRL 54006, 870 nucleotides long. RefSeq lists its product as uncharacterized. Lineage: Eukaryota; Fungi; Ascomycota; Sordariomycetes; Hypocreales; Nectriaceae. The record is from RefSeq and is a predicted model, not a curated record. Gene Ontology annotation, molecular function: oxidoreductase activity, acting on the CH-OH group of donors, NAD or NADP as acceptor. The transcript is spliced from 3 exons. Bases 1 to 870 code for a protein of 289 amino acids. Gene Ontology annotation, cellular component: cytoplasm.